Aspergillus niger is the source of this 3855-nucleotide messenger RNA. RefSeq lists its product as uncharacterized. Lineage: Eukaryota; Fungi; Ascomycota; Eurotiomycetes; Eurotiales; Aspergillaceae. The transcript has a single exon. Gene Ontology annotation, molecular function: small GTPase binding. The record is from RefSeq and is a predicted model, not a curated record. Gene Ontology annotation, biological process: Golgi vesicle transport. The coding region runs from base 1 to 3855 and encodes 1284 amino acids. Gene Ontology annotation, cellular component: Golgi apparatus.
AUGGCGUCCACAGAGGAACCUGUCACCCCCGUUGCUCCUGCGGAGGUGGAGCCGGAGAUCGCGCCCCCUGCCACUCCGGUUGAUUCGACCAUCCUCUCAGGGAGCGAGGAGCCCGUCACGAGCCCGGAUGUCUCCAAGGACAAGGAGAACGUCAAGGCCUCUCCGGUCAAGAAAAGUCCCUCCUCCACGACCAGCACUCGGCGUCCCUUGUCCGGAACGACCACCACGAAGCGUCCCACCUCCAUGUCCGGUCCUUCCAGAACUACCACUUCGACCACACGCCCCGCCGCGACCAACGGCAGCACCCUGAACAAGCCUCCGACCCGGCCCGCAACCACUACGACGGUCCGCAGGCCCCUGAGCACUACCACCACCACCACAGCCGGCCAUCGGUCGCGCGCCUCGGUCAGCAGUUCCGCAGACGAAAAGUCCCACCGGUCGGUAGCCAGCUCGGGAGAUGAGAAACGUGGCAUCUCCAGCACAGCAGCCAAGCGCAUGUCGCUGGUUGGUACCUCGGCCACGAGAGCCCCCGUCAAGCCCACCACGUCCACGCUGGACCGACGUUCCAGCAUUGCGGGCUCGACUACGGCGGAGAAGAGAACAUCUACUACUCGCCCGAGCACGGCCUCCACGGUGCGGCCCUUGACCAAGCCGGCUACCACCACCUCGACUUCCCGUCCGACCACUUCCUCCUCCGCCACCGCCACUCGUACCACCACUAGACCCACGUCGACGGUGACGAGGCCGGCGACGACCGCCUCCAAGAGGUUGAGCACCGCGCCCAAGGGUGCCGAGGAAGACUCGGAGAAGUUGCAGUCGCUUCAGACCAAGCUGGCGGAGAGCGAAGCCACGGUGACCAGCCUCAAGGCGGAUCUGGACGCUGUCAACCUCAAACUGACCGAGCUGUCUCUCGCCCCGAACGAUUCCUCCGAGAAUGUCGAUGAGGCCACCAAGGCGCUCCGGGAACAGCAUACCGCCGAACUUGAACAGCUGACCGCGGUCCAUCAGGAGCAGCUGCAGGCGUUGCGUGCCCAGUUGGAGGAUGUCGAGGCGAAGCACAAGGAGCUGGAGGAGAAGUCCGUCAAGGAGUUGGACGACGCCGCCCAGUCCGCUGCGGCUCAAGGUGAUGACCAGACUGCUGCGGCCCUGGAGGAACUGAAGCAGUCGCACCAAGCCCAACUGGAAGCGCUGGAGAAGGAUCUUGCCGAGCAGAAGGCAGCAGCUGCCGGAUAUGCCGAGCAAGUCGACUCCUUGAAGGCCGAGCUUGAGGUGCAGAAGGGCCAGCUGACCGAGGCUAGUGCCAAUCUGGACAAGACCCUUGCGAAACUGGAAGAUCUCCAGCGCGAGCUCAAUGGACGUGAUCAGGUGGUCGAAAAUCUGCACAUGGAGAUGGACCGGUUGGACCAGGCCAAGCAGCAGGAGAUCCGGGCCGCAGAGGAGGCUGCCAAGCAUGCCAUCUUAGCCCUGGAGGACAAGGUGACAUCGCUCGAAAGCCAGCUUGCCGCUGCGGGUUCUGCGACCAGCGAAGGCAACGAAGAGACGGCCGCUCGCUUGGCCGAGAAAGACCAGGAGAUUGCCGACCUCAAGGACGCGUUGGAGAAGGCGCACGUGGAACUUGAGCAGGGCCGCCAGGACGCGGAAGCCCAGAUCGCAGAGAAGACCAAGGAGCUGGAGGCCGCCCAUGAGGCUGCUGUUGCUCAGCUCAAGGCCGAGCAUGAGGAGGCCCUGGCUACCGCUGUUGAGGGCAAGGUUGGCGACAAGGUCAAGGAGCUUGAAGCGGCUCAUGAGGCUGCAAUUGCAGAACUGAAAGCCAGCCAUGAGCAAGCCCUCGCUGCGGCCGCUGAGAGUGGACUGGGCGACAAGGUUAAGGAGCUGGAAGGUGCCCACGAGGCCGCCAUUGCUCAGCUUAAGGCUGAACAUGAACAGGCACUGACUGCGGCGAUCGAAAGCAAGGUUGGCGAGAAGCAGAAGGAGCUUGAAGCCGCUCACGAGGCCACGAUUGCGGAUCUCAAGGCCAGUCACGAACAAGCACUUUCUGCGGCCGCUGAGAACGGGCUUGGCGACAAGGUCAAGGAACUCGAAGCAUCUCACGAGGCCGCAGUUGCUCAGCUGAAGGCGACUCAUGAGGAGGCGCUGGCUGCUGCUGCGGCAGCUCACGCACAGGAACUUGCCGCUGCCAAGGAGGCCGCUGAGUCCGCUGGAACCUCUCACGCCCAGCAACUCGACGAACUCCGUGCGAAGCUUGAAGAGGCCGAGUCUGCUGCUGCGGAGGACAAGGAGGAGUUGAUCGCCGAGCUGGAUGCCGCCCACCAAGCGGAGAUGCAUGCUCUGCACCAGAGACUGGAGGCUACCGAACAAAACCUCGCGGAGGCCCGCCAAGCUCUGGAAAACGGCAACAGCUCGGCUCAGGACGUUGCCAUCCAGGAGAUCGAGUCGCUGAAGGAGAAGGUCGGUGCGCUGGAGUCCCAGCUCUCCACCGGACAGGGCGAGAUCAAGUCUCUUCAAGACGAGAUCCAGAGCAAGCAAGGGCAGGCGGAGGCGCUGCAGCAGAGCCUGGACGCCUUUGAGGACAAGACCAAGGCCAAGGACGCUGAGCAGGAAAGUCAACUCAGGUCCUUGGAGGAGAAGGCCAAGGAAGCCGCUGUGGUGGCCGAGCAGCAUGCACAGGCGCUCGAAUCCCUGAAGGCUGAGCACGCUGUCGCUCUCGAGAAUGUCAAGACCACUGCCACGGGUUCCCACGAGCAGGCGCUUGGCGAGCUACAGGCCAAGUACGAGGCGUCCAUGUCCACCCUUCGCGACCUGGAGUCGAAGCAUGCUGAGCAUGUUGAGUCUCUUGAGGCCGAGCUCCGGUCCGCCCUUCAGCGCCAUGCCCAGGAGAUUGCGGAGCACACCGAGACCCGUGCUAAGGAAAUCGCCGAACUUCAGCAGCAGCAUGAAGAGGCCAAGGCCCAGUUCCAGGCUGAACUGCAAUCCCUUCAGACGUCUCGGUCCGCUGAAACUGAUGCUGAGCACAGCAAGGCGAUCGAACAGCUCCUUACCAUUCAGGAGGAGAAGCUUUCUGGUCUCCGGGCUGACCUGGAGGCCACCAACCAGGCUAAGAUUGAGGAACUUCAAAAGACUCACGAUGCUGCCCUUGCGGAGGUCCACGCCCAGCUGGCCGAAGCUCACGCCGCCGCUCAAGAUGUUUCGGUCCUUGAGAGUCUGAAGCUGACCAUUGCGGAUCUGGAGAAGAAGCUGAACGAAGCGGAGCAGUCUGCUGCGGAGUCCAAGGAGCUGGCUGGCAAGCACAACGCCGAUCUCUCUUCCAUCCUUACCGAGAAGAACGAGUUGGAGCAGCAACACCAGGCCGUGAGCAGCCGGGUGGCCGAGCUCGAGCAGUCCCUUGCUGCUUCGGAGAGCGCCAAGUCGGAACUGGAAGCUGUUCUGCAACAACUUGCCGCGUCCAAGGACGAAUUGUCGAAUUUGAAGAGCCAGCACGAGACCCUGUCUGGUGAACUCCAGGCGUGCAAGACGGAGAACCGUGCCAUGGAGGAGAAGCUGGAGCAAGGCGAGCGCGAUCUGAACAGCCAGAUUGACAAGAACAUGUCUCUCCUCAACCAGCUGGGCGAGGUGGACUCGUCGAUUGCGGCCAACCGCAAGCGGGUGCGCGAGCUGGAGGCCGAAGUGGCGGCAUUGAAGGCCGAGAAGGAUACGCAGGGCGGAUCGGUCGGACUGGAGGGUAGCCGCUGGGCGGGCGAGAAGGAGGAGGCCGCGGAAGGUGAGGAUCUUGGCUCAUCCAUCCAGGGAACGGUGGGACUGCCCCGUUUAACUUCGUCCUCCACUACAGGACUUCCCCAAUUUCAUCCCUUUACCUGA